Messenger RNA from Phaeodactylum tricornutum CCAP 1055/1, 1231 nucleotides. RefSeq lists its product with no specific name. Gene Ontology annotation, biological process: regulation of intracellular signal transduction; cellular response to L-arginine. Bases 62 to 1201 code for a protein of 379 amino acids. Gene Ontology annotation, cellular component: cytosol. The record is from RefSeq and is a predicted model, not a curated record. The transcript has 2 exons. Lineage: Eukaryota; Bacillariophyta; Bacillariophyceae; Surirellales; Neidiaceae.
AUGUACCGCACUUGUUAGACUAUUGAAGUCACCGGUAAACAAACCCGUACGCACGCAUUACAUGACGAGCACCUUGACACUCUCAGUUCGCCCGGAACGCUUUGCUAUUUAUAAAUUCCCGCCCGAUACGACACCGCCAUCGUGGAUCUUUGACGAAAGUUUUUACUCUAUUUCCCGAACCGAAGACGAACUCUCGGUUGUGAGCGCGGAGCGUGCAAUUCCAGAUUCACCGGACGUCCUCGUGGAACGCGAUUGGACUACACUGAAGGUAGAAGGACCUCUGGAUUUUGCCCUGACCGGAAUAUUGUCAUCGCUGGCUAGUCCGCUAGCCAAUGCUGGGAUUUCGAUCUUUGCCAUCAGCACAUACGACACGGAUUAUUUGCUUCAACGAGGGAUUUCGUAUCCAAAGGUAACGGGGAAAAUGUUGAUCCGGGAUAACCGUUUCCAAUCCGACCCUUUGCUAGCAUCGUUGGUGGAAAAAAGUAAUUUGCACGUUACUAGCUUUGGCUUGGUUUGCGUUGCUGGGUGGCCCCCAUGCGAGUCAAUGCGAAAAUCGUACAAAAAUUUUGUCUUGGCCGUUCGCGGGUGCUUUGAAGACAACGACGUCCAGGGGUCAACUGCUCCUGUCUAUAUCUAUCCCUUUGAAUCACUGCAUGUAACUGUGGCAACAUUUUCUCGAACCUCUUUUAAAAAUUUGGAGCAUCAAGAAGUUAGGACUGAAUACGCCAAGAAAGUUGUUAUGGCAGCCGCUGAAGAUGCUAAUUGGCCCAAGCAUCCACUUGAAUUGCAGAUUGACAACGCACAAAUUGGGGACCAUGCUGGGAUUUUGCUAUGGAAGGAGACGACAGGAAGAUUAGAUAUGUUACGCGAAUGCAUCAGAAAGGCGUCCUCCAUGGUUCUCAAAGAAGUCGUCUCAGCCGAUAUUUCUGCAGCGCAGCUGCAUGCAAUGCAGGACAUGUUGCGAGGGAUUACAAUCCCUCCAAUAGUGCAUUCGACUUUCUUGAGGUUUUACAAGACUCCCGUUAGUCCUGCACGUAUGGUACAGGAAAAGUUCUGCGAACGAGUGGUGAAACGACUUCUUGACUUGUACCCCAAGACUUUGUCUGCUUUAAGCGUGGCCUUGGUUUGUGAGUACAGUCCGUACAUGCAUAUACCAUAUGACAAGCAGCAUGUCCUAGCAGAGUAUUCGAUGACGCUAUGAAUUAUUCAAUUAGUAUAUUACCUUUCAUAG